AUGACUCAAACUUGUUUAAAAAAUUUAACUGUAAUCUUAUUUUUUCACGAGAUUCUACAGAAUAAACAGAUACUCUCAAUUCAUAGUACGUGUAGUUAUAGAAGUUUAACAAGUGACUUUAACAAGACUUCUACAUUAGGAAAAAGCUUUUGCUUUCCAGAAUCAUUUUGGAGAGUGAUCACCUUCCAAUGGAAUAUAUUUGGAUUACCAGAAAAGUCAUCACUAAUGGAAUUUGGAUAUACAGGAGGUUUGUUUUCUCAUUUUCCUGCAACUCUUUUGAUUUUUUUUCAACUAAAAGUACUAUAA
This is a messenger RNA of Clunio marinus, 306 nucleotides long. NCBI's taxonomy places the organism in Eukaryota, Metazoa, Arthropoda, Insecta, Diptera, Chironomidae. The record is from the annotation of a GenBank genome assembly.